Arctia plantaginis is the source of this 729-nucleotide messenger RNA. The record is from the annotation of a GenBank genome assembly. Lineage: Eukaryota; Metazoa; Arthropoda; Insecta; Lepidoptera; Erebidae.
AUGCUAAUUGUAGGUUCUGUGGUGAUGUGGCUGUUUGCGGCGUUUCUUGCCGUUUGCGCAGCGGGCGCGGGCGCAAUGUGGUGCGGUGAGGCGCGCACGCGAUGCGCAUACCGCACGGGAUGUGGUGCUGCGCUGGGCAACUACAUGAUGAUGUGCGAGUCUCUUCUCACUGAGCCUGUGAAGCACUGUUCCAGAGAGUGCAGUAAUGCCCUCAUAGCGUUAACGUCUACAGAAGAGGGAAAAGAGCUUAUGAAUUGUGAAUGCGAGGACGAAUACUGCAUGGAAACGAAGCAACGCAUUGAUAUCUGUAGACCACAAGUAUUGAAUGGAACGGCAAAUGCAACUUCUUCGUGCAGCCUCUCACAACUCAUUUGCAUCGCUGAUGCGCAGUGUGCCACUGCGUUAGACUAUUACCAUAAGAAUUGCAAGUCCCUUUUCACACGCAGAGGAACAAAGUGCUCAAAUAGGUGUCGAAAUUCCAUUCAAAUUUUGAGGAAGCAAGAGAAAGCAGCAGCGUUGACUGCGUGUCAAUGUGAUGGAAAUGACUACAGAUGUUCAAGAACACAGGACAAUAUGGCGAGGUUUUGCUUCCAUAAGAUGAAAAAUCAUACAAAGAAUCACCCUCAUAUUAAGAAAAUGCCCGUUGAAAAAUACAAUGCAGCCAACAUCAACCACCUGUCUAUGAUAGUAACGAUGGUGUGCUUUUCUAUCCUCAGUUUUAUCACGUGA